Molecule: messenger RNA, 1737 nt
Organism: Pseudozyma flocculosa PF-1
Lineage: Eukaryota; Fungi; Basidiomycota; Ustilaginomycetes; Ustilaginales; Ustilaginaceae
Exons: 2
Coding region: 1-1737 (578 amino acids)
Source: RefSeq, a predicted model, not a curated record
AUGGCCGUUCAAACGACCCUGCAACCAGGCGGGGCUUCUGUAUCCGCCGCAUCGGCUGCGGGGCCCUCGCUCGGUAAUGGCGCCCGCUCAAACGCUCCAGUGAGGCAGGCGCACGACCGCGUGCUCGCCAUCCAGGCCUCCCUGCGCGAGAUUGUUCUCCAGACCGCCUAUGCGCUGCGCUCGCGCACGCAGCUCAUCAAGAUGAACCAGGCCGGGAACCCCGGCGCAGCUUUGCCUUCUGGCGCAGACGAAGCAGCCACCAGCCUCGAGCCCCUCGGCGCCGAGUGUGCCCGAUACCUCGCGCUCGUGCGCGGACUAAGAGAUUAUCUGCUACACGCUCAAGCUUCGCUCGAGAUCGAGCUGGAGAAAGCGACCAAGCGCGAGGCCGAGGAGGCACAGAGAGCCGCGGAAGCUGCGGCUGCCGCUGUCAAAGCAGACCAGGAGAGGCAGCAGCAGCAGCAGCAGCAGCAGCAGCAGCAGCAGCAGCAGCAGCAGCAGCAGCAACAGCAACAACAGCUGCAGCAACAACGACAGCGUUCGACUGAGACCGAAGAAAAGAAACCGGACGUCCAAGCAGGACCAAACAAGUCAUCGGCGCCAGCAUCGCAGGGACCGACCACCGCCGCCUCACCGACAACCGACCUCGCACCAAAUGUCGGCGAUGCAGCACCGAAGUCUGAGACAGCGGACGUGGACAUGGACCAGUCGAUUAGCACGCCGCCGCUUCCACCCAGGUCUCUUCCCGGUGAAGCUGAUCAGCCAGCCGUGGAUACGGCGGCGGAGCCGGCUCCGUCGUCAGUGCCGCCAACGACCGCAACGACCGCUGCUCUUUCAGGCUCGACCGCGGCACCGAGUGGAGGAGCCGAUUCUUCCAACGCCAUCGUCAUCGACAGCGACGAUGAGGACGAUGUUCCGCUUGCCUUUGUGCCCAAAAGUGGAGAGAGCAGCGAGCCACCACAGCCACCGCCGCAGCCUCAGCCGCAGCCGCAGCCACAACCAUCAAGCAGCGCCAGUCUGCCUGCCACUGCUACGGCAGCUCCCACGGGCGCGAUUGACCUCACCGGCGAUGACAGCCCUGCCCUCAAGAAUCUUGCUCACCCGUCCACUUCGACGGCACCCUCUGUGGCGGACCCUGCGAGCUCGACAAAAGGCACAGAAGCCGACGAUGAUCCAGGUUCCGACCUCUUUGGCGACGGCGACCACCAGAGCACCGUGGGCGAUGCGGAGAGCAAGGACGGCGACUCUGCGCCGCUAGCUGCCACCGCUGCUCCUGCCGCGACAGACCCAAGCGCGGCAACGACUGGUCAAGCCGGCACGACCGCUGGAUCCGGCAGCUUUGGCGGUAUGGAUCUCUCCUCGCUCGGCAUCGACAUGUCGAACCUGCCGGAUAUGUCGGCCUUUACCUCGAGCUCGGGCGGUGCGGGCGCAAGCGGCGGUAUGGGCGGACUCGACCUGUCCUCGUUGGGCGGCAUGAUGGGUAUCGACAUGAGCAGCUUCAACGCUGGCACGACGGGGUCCGGCGGAGCAACCGGCGGCGGUGAUCCUGGAGACGCAGGUUUCCCGAUGGGUGGCGACGGAGCUCCUGACAACGGUCUGGGCGGCAUAGACUUGAGCAGCUUCGACUUCUCCAGUCUGGCGGGAUCGGGCGGCGGCGAAGGCGACGGUUCGGGUGGGGGCCUUGACCUCAGCAGCUUUCUGCAGAGUUACGGACAUGGCAACCAAGGCUCCGGGGCCUAA